AUGGCAAGCCAUCAGCCCUUCGAAGCCUUGGCCCUCGUUGACUGGAGCCACGUUCUCCAGCAUGACCUUGAGCUGUUCAUGAAUCAAGUAUUUGACCAAGCUCAAAUUGUUAUCGAUUCGAUACCUUUUACCGCUACUGCGACCAAGCCCGCUUCUUCUGGUCGCGCUCGAGCAAAAACCGACUCCGCCGUUGUAUAUUCCCAAGGCCAGGAAUCUCGGCCAGCUCAGAAGUCUCCAGCCGCUCCCGGCUUGUCUGCCCGGCUGCAAAAGGAAUGGAAAGAGGUCAAGACGAAUCCCAAGGAUAACCCGUUCGGAAUCAGUGUGUAUAAGCUUCCAGGAAAGGAUGGAAAAGGUGCGUGGUUUGCCAGGCGAAGCGUUCACGAGUGUCUGUCAUUUGAUGAGUGGAAAGCUGGCUUGAAAAGAGAGCUUGCCGAGUCCUUGAAAGUGCAGGGCUCGCCUGGGAGCGGGAACAUUCGAGGAAUUGGUGCGGAGAGGAAUGUCGAGCAUCGCAUUGUUCAAAGCGCAGGGAGUCUUGAUGUCUUCCAACUUUCUGCUCAGUUCCCUGGGCCUACGGCACCUCGAGACUUCAUCACCUUACUUCUCACAUCUGAUGUUCCCCGCUUGAACCCGGAUCAACAAUCGCAAGCCCUUCGACAGUACAUGAUUGUAUCGAAACCAUGCCUUCACCCCGACUGUCCUCCACGCCCAGGCAUCAUUCGAGGCCAGUAUGAGUCGGUUGAGAUGAUUCGACAAGUCCCUGCCGAAACCGACGUAACCAUCAACAAGCGAUCUCUCUCUUCGGCUGAUUUGACUUUGGACGAAGCCAGGCGGUCUUCUACAGUACAUCUUGCAGAGCAUAACUCGAGGGUACCCAUGGUUAUCGAGUGGCUCAUGGUAACGAGAAGCGACCCAGGCGGCAGUGUGCCGCGAUUCCUCAUAGAAAAAGGAACACCGCCAGGAAUUGUUGGAGACGCUGGCAAAUUCUUGAAUUGGGUUUCGACCACGGCUUUUGAGGACGGUUCUGCUCGCCCUGCACAGGACGAGAAGAAUGUCAACGGCAACAGCGCUGCCAAUGGCGGGACCUCGACGGCCAAACUGCCACCUGACGAGGCAGUCUUGGAUGAAGAAAACCACAAGGAUUCGCAAAGAGACGCGCAAGACCUCGAUGCCACAUAUAACGACUGGAUACCAAGCAGUACGGGAUUGUACGGCAUCAUUCACGGGGCCUAUGGCGUAGCUGGGUCUAUUGCCAGCGGGCUAAGGUCGCAGUUGAGCAACCCAUUGAGCUUUGCCGGCAGCCAAAGUAGCUUGGCUGAUGGCCAGCGUGUUCAGAGACAGGAAGAAGAAGAAGAAGAAGAAGAAGAAGAAGAAGAAGAGGAAGAAGAAGCAGAUGGCAGUGAAGACGAAGAAGCACAAAGCGACACAUCCUCUCUCCGUAGCUUUAGAUCAGCUUUGGAAAAGUCAUUGACUGGAGACAAAGCAACCACCAGUAGCGUGGCCGGAAGCCAGUCGGAAGGGUCAAAGUCACAGCGCCUGCAGCCCCUGGAAAAGGACCUGCAAAAGCUGCUCGACCGUCGGAAAAAACUAGAGCAAAGAUACACCGAGUUCCAACAACGAAUGCAACCGAAGCGUCAAGGCGAGAAGGACAAGGAUGUCGCCUCGCAAGCCAAACUCCGAGAAAAGCAUGACAAGGAGAUUGCCAAGCAGGAGGCCAAAUUUAAGAGAGAAAUGCGCAAAUUGGAGGAGAAGCGCGAACAAGAAGAAAGAAAGGCCGCGGCGAGAAGGAAGAAGACAUUGGAAAGCCGAGAAAAGGCGCGCCUGACGCUGGAGCUGGAAAAGAUUAGGACCGAGAGGGAUGUGGCAGCCAAGGAGAUUGAGCUGCUUCGCGCCCAGGUUGGGGAGUUGCAGGCGCAGAAUACCAUGCUUGCGGCUAAGCUGGGCCGCCUCGGUGGUUUGAACAGAGAGGAUGUGACUUGUUCCAAAGCAGCCUCUGUCCGGUCCAAGUAG
This is a messenger RNA of Ustilaginoidea virens, 2007 nucleotides long. RefSeq lists its product as uncharacterized. Bases 1 to 2007 code for a protein of 668 amino acids. The transcript is spliced from 2 exons. NCBI's taxonomy places the organism in Eukaryota, Fungi, Ascomycota, Sordariomycetes, Hypocreales, Clavicipitaceae. The record is from RefSeq and is a predicted model, not a curated record.